GAGAAUUCAAAUUUCAUUGAGCAUUGCGUUUUUUAUGGAAACGAAAUUGUGCUUGUGUGUAACUGGUUGUUAUUCUGAAUUUGUUAUUUGCAGCAUACAGAAUCUAUUUGAGAGCAAUGAUAAGGAGAAUUCAGUGAACAAUAUGCCUACUAAGCACCGACAAAAUGAAUAUUUAUUACAAGUUUUCCUUUGGCAGACAGGUGAUUCUUUCCAGCUUUCUCUAUCAAAGGUCAGCUUUGUCUUUCAAAAGUUUGGAAUUCACGACUCUUGUAUUAUAUUCGAUAUCGCAAGAAGCUCAACUGAUCCAACACGACACUUGUUACCUUUACCAACUUUUAAUAAUUAUGAUUGCGAUAAGCAUCCAUUUUUGUAUCUAAAACCCAUUCAAGACUGUGACUAUUAUGAUGGAAAUGAUAUAUAUGAAUUUUACAAGUGUCUCCUGAAAGCACAAGCACUUGACCUAUCGAUUCCAAUGAGGUCCAUCAUGGCGCUAGAAGAACUUGUUCGUACAGAAGAAACUUAUCUAAAGGACUUGAAUACCCUUGUAGAUGUUUUUGUUCUUCCAUUUGAAGAAGCUAUCCACGUGAAGAUAUUACCAGCUAGUCUAUUGCCUGAUGUUUUGCAAUCACUCUUUCAGAACUUGAAUGAGCUAUCACGUUUGCAUGCAGAGUUUCUCCAAGCUUUGUAUUCAUACAUGUUAGAAGGAGGUCUAAGUAGACGAAACAUUGGAGCGCUACUAACAAGUCAACUUUGUCAAACGUUAAAAUUGCCUUAUAUAGAUUAUAUUUCGAAUUAUGAUAUUCGAAACAAACAGUUGUGCUAUUUACGAAAUAAGUAUGCACUCCUCGAUGACUUUAUUCGACGCUGUGAAGCCAGUAAAAAAUGUGAAGGUCUAUGUCUUUCAAGUCUUCUUAUUAAACCAGUCCAGAGAGUUACCAAGUAUGAUUUACUCUUAACAGAAAUAGAAAAUGGAUACAGUUGUUUCAACGAACAAAUAUUUUAUAUUAAGGAGGCACGUUCAGCGAUCCGUGACUUACUUUCUACUGUCGAAGAUCGGAUAACACCAAAUGUAAACUUUGCCAUGAGAGAUAUACUCUUCAAAGAAAAUGGAACAACUGUUUCUCUUCAAGUUCCUGGUCGCUUGUUACUUAUGGAGGGUUGGCUUACUUAUCAAGAAAAGCACAAAAUGGAAUGUAAACCUUAUUAUUUUUUUCUUUUUUCUGACAUUUUAUUAUGUUGUUAUGAUACUCGAAGCAAAAGUAUUUCAAGGGCAAUCUCCAAAUUUUCAAAAUCCAAAGAAACCUACAAAAUAGUUUGGCAAGAAGAAAUUCAUUCUGGUAUUUACAUUCAAACUUUAGAACAUGGAAUACCUCAUGAAGACUUUAUUUGGUUUCAAGUCUGCUUUGACAACUCAAAUCGAAAGCAAUUUUGUACAAGACUUGUGGCAUUUCCUGAAUGGCAAAAGGCGUUCAAAGAAGCAUCUCAGUUUCAUCAACCAGAAUGUGACAAUGUAUUGAAGGAAAGUUCAAAGGCCAAUAUAUUAUACAGUCCUUGCGUAGGAAAGAGUCAUCCAAGUGUAUAUGAAGCGUCAUGAAUUUAGUUUUCUGCGUUCCUUCCUGGUACAUCCAAGACUAGUUGGUAUAUGUGAUUCCGAUAUAAUCUAUAUUGAACUCUUAGGAAAUAAAAAAUCAAUCAAUGUCUAUCGAAUGAAUACUUGAAGUUCAAC
Molecule: messenger RNA, 1726 nt
Organism: Galdieria sulphuraria
Lineage: Eukaryota; Rhodophyta; Bangiophyceae; Galdieriales; Galdieriaceae
Exons: 8
Coding region: 35-1594 (519 amino acids)
Molecular function (GO): guanyl-nucleotide exchange factor activity
Source: RefSeq, a predicted model, not a curated record